Molecule: messenger RNA, 2807 nt
Organism: Anneissia japonica
Lineage: Eukaryota; Metazoa; Echinodermata; Crinoidea; Comatulida; Comatulidae
Product: homeobox protein engrailed-1-B-like
Exons: 3
Coding region: 462-1067 (201 amino acids)
Biological process (GO): neuron differentiation; regulation of transcription by RNA polymerase II
Cellular component (GO): nucleus
Molecular function (GO): DNA-binding transcription factor activity, RNA polymerase II-specific; RNA polymerase II cis-regulatory region sequence-specific DNA binding
Source: RefSeq, a predicted model, not a curated record
GGCCUACAGUGUUAGGAUUCUGAUUCAUUCGCCUGAAAUAAGCACAUGCGAAAACAAAGAUCAUAGGGCUACUCCACUAAUUUGAUAUCAAUGUUAUGAUACGUUUUCACCAUGAUGUGCUAUUGAUUUAUCAUAAUUAUUACGAUGUCGUCAUUCCCUGACGACAAUUCGCACAGCAGUGCCUAAUUUAAUGGCUUUUCACGGCAUAGUCUAAACGCGCAUGCGCCAAAACAAGAAACCAACUUCUGGCUGGCUGUUAUAUCAUGGGAUGUAAACUAUUUCUCUGGUCACAACUAACACUGAACAGUGUUCAGUGGAAAACGCAUUAUCGUUUCUUCUCGAAGGGAUCCAACUCAAUUUAGGUGAAUUUAAUUAAGAGAACUUAUUAAGAAACUGGAAGAGACACAGUUGAAAAAAGUUGUUCUUAAGGGCCACGAUCUUGUCAGUGGACGGUUCGUAACAUGGAUGAGAAGCGAAUACAGCCGGCAGUGAAUAGUGAAAUGGAUGCGCCCCGUGCUGUCGAUCCUAAUCUAAAAUACACAAACUUUUUCAUAGAGAAUAUUUUGAGUCCAGGAUUUGGAAGGCUUGUACAUAGUCACGAACCGAGAAAACAGAAAAAAGACGAUAACAUCUCGUUACAAGAUAAUGAACACAGUUCAAAAUCAAGCGAUGGAGAGGACGAAACAAAGGCUCCGAUUAAAACAAAUUUAUGGCCCGCCUGGGUUUAUUGUACCCGGUACUCCGACCGUCCAAGUUCAGGGCCCAGAACAAGGCGUUUGACUCGUGACAAACGGGAAGAGAAGAGGCCUAGGACGGCGUUUACUGCAGAGCAAUUACAGCGACUGAAGGAAGAGUUUCGCAUUAAUCAUUAUUUGACUGAACAGCGCCGCCGCAGUUUGGCAGACGAUCUCAACUUGAAUGAGUCACAGAUUAAGAUCUGGUUCCAAAAUAAGCGCGCAAAGAUCAAGAAAUCGAAUGGAAACUUCGCCUGGAAGAACAACGAGGACCCGUACGGGACAGGGGAAGGGGUAACUGUGACACCAUAUGCUACCACGCAAACCACUUGAUGAUUCAAAUUGUGGUUGCAGUUAUACCAGAUCAACCGUGUUUCUUUAUCCAAUAUCCGUGAUGGACUGCCGUGUAUGGUACCGUAUAUUUUCAUGCUGCGUCAUCCACUAUCUGGGAUCGAGCAGACCCGUUUUCUUACUUAACCUAUUAUUAACUUUAAAUGGCACUAUGUUGCAUUCAGUAUGAAAUUGACACAUAAGUUCAUUAUGCAAAAUGUGAUAACUAAAUGAGAAAGAAACCACGACAAUAUUGACGGCUUUCCUUUCCCAUAAUGCGGCAUAAUAUAUGACGUGUUCAAACGAAGAUAGUCAAAAUAUAGUACAUGUACGAACCAUGCAUAAAGCGACCGUCUCACGAUCUAUGUGCACGACGCGCACUUACAAAAGAUUAUAAGCGAGCGCGUAAAGACCUAUACUACGCAACACAAGCCAGUAACCAAUUUCAACACUAACAAUUCAUUUUAAACAUGCUCCCGCGUAUGAGGUACGCUCGCGCCAGUUUAUACUAUAAGAAAGGUCGUGAGGCAGACGAUUCAAUAAGUGUAGUUAGUGUCUUGUACUGUAACACCAUAAAUCCUAUCUGUAUAUUGUACGAUUUUAAUUGUAAAGAUCGAUUCAACAUAAUAUAAUUCUUAUUAAUUUUGCUGGGUGAGGAGAUGGAUUUUGAAUCAAGCUGUAUGCAUGUAUCGAAUCUAAUCAUACGUUCUUCUUGCAAUAUUGAUGUUUAUAUUAACAAGAGAUGUUCGAAUGUUCGAAAAAAAAUUCAGCAGCAUACAAAUCACGGUUAUGCUUGCUUGAGUACUAUCAUACCAAUUGCGGCCCUGUUAACUAUUUAGGCCUAUAACUAAAAUGAGAAAAACAAAACAUUAAUUUAAGUUAAUUGUGAUUUUUUUUUAUUACUAUUUUUAUUAUUAUUAUUAUUAUUAUUAUUAUUAUUAUUAUUAUUAUUAUUAUUAUUAUUAUUUAUACGUUUUGGGAAAGUUAUCACGUUAAAUAAAAUAUAUGGAAUCUCCCAUGUAGUGCAUCCGCACAGGCUAAGAAAUCCUUUAGGAAUCAUUUCUUUCUACAAAUCAAGGUAAAAAAUUUCAUUUAAAGUUAGCAAUUUAAUUUUAACAUCUACCGUAGUUUUUUUAGGUUUCAUCGGAAGUUGAGGAUCGAAACGUCUGAAAUAUAAUGUGCUAUAGAUUUAAUCGACACCACAGAAUCCUGGUUUCCAUAAAAUCGCUACUAUCUCGCUACAGUUUUUUUUUUUUAAACACUGCGUAGCUAUUCCCGACGCAGUCGGGAAGACUCUGCCAAUCGAUCGACCAGUCAGAGUCGCCGACAGCUAGCGGCGAUAGCGUAAAGAGAUUUUAUGAAAACCAAUCUAUACUGACUGAAUAAUUUUAGUGUUUUUGAAAUAAUUAUUAUCCCCAAAUUGAGUCACAUAUGUAAAUAAUUCUAAUUGAAGGACACAGAAGAAUUGGUACACAUAUUUCAAUUGUUGUUUUUAUAAGACAAUAUAGUCCUGUGAGUGUCUACCAUACUGUAUAUAUGAUUAUGGUUAUUGUAAAUAUUUAUGUAGCAAUUUUAUUGCCAGUAUCUCACGCACGCCUACCUCAAACACGCGGCUGCGUUUGAAAGUUUUGUUGACACUGUUAUAAGAUAAGGCCUGGACCUAUUCUGAAAAUAAAAUUGUCAUUCGUAACGUCGUUACAGAGUUACGUCACAAAUUGAAAAUAAAUACAGUAAGCAAAAAUA